Drosophila serrata is the source of this 1221-nucleotide messenger RNA. RefSeq lists its product as uncharacterized. The record is from RefSeq and is a predicted model, not a curated record. Gene Ontology annotation, molecular function: lipopolysaccharide binding; RNA binding. Gene Ontology annotation, biological process: RNA processing. Lineage: Eukaryota; Metazoa; Arthropoda; Insecta; Diptera; Drosophilidae.
GCAUGGUCGCACUUAAAUAUGGUAUUUUUUGUAUAUUUUUUUUUGUAAGCCGGGUGGUAUUUCAUAACGGCCAAGUCGCAACCACACUGAAUACAGAAUAUUUGUAAAAAUUUUUUUAAAACAAUUUUAAAUGAUCCUGCUGAGUACUGCGGGGAAAAUUGGGCACAGCCAGCAGAAACAAUCACGUGCAGGUUCCACUGAACGUGCCUAGAGAUGUCCAGUUCGAACGGUGGCGCAGCAUCGGGGGGCGGAGGCAGUGGAGGCGUCGCUUCCCCUGGCGAUUGGAUUUGCCCUGAUUUCGACUGUCGACAUCUAAAUUUUGCCCGCCGGUCGCAGUGCAACAAAUGCGACCGCGACCGUGAUAGCAGUGAUAAGCCAGAGCGGGAACGUGAUCGGGAGCGCGGCAACGGAAGCAGCAGCAGCAGUAGCAGCUCCAGCAAGAAGAAGCUAGGAACCGAAAUUGGUAAGGCGGCUGCGGACAAGUCCCGGGGCCUGUUUAGCGCCGAAGAUUGGCAGUGCAGCAAGUGUGCCAAUGUGAACUGGGCCCGCCGGCAAACCUGCAAUAUGUGCAAUGCGCCCAAGUUCUCGGAUGUAGAGGAGCGCACUGGCUUCGGUGGAGGAUACAACGAUCGUGGCGUAGUGGAAUAUAAGGAUCGGCAGGAUUCGGACAGCGAGUACGAUGAGUUUGGGCGGCGCAAGAAGCGGAAGCACGGUGAGCAUCGUGAGGACUCCAAGCGAGCAAGAAAGGCCAGCCGCGAUGAGCCGGUGCUGGAAGAGGAGGAUGACGACGAGGAUGAUGAGGGCGAUUUGUCCAAGUACGAUCUUUGGGGAGACGAUGACGACGACAAGGUUACAUCGUCGGAUGUCAAGAGCAAGGAGCCCGCGGGCAGUGGCGACAAGGGAACGACCAAGGAGCGUAAACGGGUCUCUCGCGACUCCACAUCUUCCGUGUCCUCCUCUUCGUCGUCGUCUAGUUCGUCUAGCUCCAGUGACUCGUCGUCGAGCAGCUCGAGUAGCGGCUCCAGCCGGGGAAGGCGCUAGCCCUCAUCUUUACCCUUUAGGAACUUCAUUUUAAUUGCAUCUGUUUUUACACAUUUCUACACGGCAAUGCCACUCAUUGCACGUUUAUUUAUUCGCCAUUAUUCGCUGCUCUGGAACAUGCUAUGCGGUACUAUGUCCAGUCUCUACACUAAAAGUAUAAUAAAAGGUAUAAUUUAAGAA